Eublepharis macularius is the source of this 4979-nucleotide messenger RNA. RefSeq names its product twisted gastrulation BMP signaling modulator 1 (gene TWSG1). The transcript has 5 exons. Lineage: Eukaryota; Metazoa; Chordata; Lepidosauria; Squamata; Eublepharidae. Bases 200 to 934 code for a protein of 244 amino acids. Gene Ontology annotation, biological process: regulation of BMP signaling pathway. The record is from RefSeq and is a predicted model, not a curated record.
UAGCAGCCCGAAGGCGGGGAUGGGGAGGGGAGUCUCUCGUGAAAACGCGACGAAGCAGUGAACAUGGAAAUGCUGUGGACUUUUGAUGUUCUCGGGUUUGUGUGAAAUGGGAUUCUGUCUUAGGUCGAUCCUCUUGUUUUGGAGAAAAACCCCUUGGUGCGGGAAUGGCUGACUUCCAGUCCGUACUUCAUGCUGGUCCAUGUUGAGGGUAACAGUGGAGGUGCUGUCUGGCGGUCCCAGAAAUUUCCUGCUCGCAAAGAAUAUGAGGUUGUGGUACAUCACCGUGCUAGCACUAGUCAGCAUGAUGUUGUGUUUCUUGCUCCAUCCAUCAGUGUGCUGCAACAAGGCUCUGUGUGCUAGUGAUGUCAGUAAAUGCCUAAUACAGGAGCUCUGUCAAUGCCGACCAGGUGAAGGAAACUGUUCCUGUUGUAAGGAGUGCAUGCUUUGUCUAGGCACGCUUUGGGAUGAAUGCUGUGACUGUGUUGGGAUGUGCAACCCUCGCAAUUACAGUGACACACCUCCAACUUCCAAAAGUACUGUUGAAGAACUGCAUGAGCCAAUCCCUUCCCUCUUUCGGGCGCUCACAGAAGGUGACACUCAGCUGAACUGGAACAUUGUUUCCUUCCCUGUUACAGAAGAAUUAUCACAUCAUGAAAACUUAGUCUCAUUUUUAGAAUCAGUGAACCAUCCCCAACAUCAAAAUGUCUCUAUUCCAAACAACAAUGUCCACAUACCAUACUCCAAUGACAAAGAACGCAUGUGUACAGUGGUUUACUUUGAUGAUUGCAUGUCAGUACAUCAGUGUAAGAUCUCUUGCGAAUCUAUGGGUGCAUCAAAAUACCGAUGGUUUCAUAAUGCCUGCUGCGAGUGUAUUGGACCAGAGUGUAUCGACUAUGGCAGUAAAACUGUAAGAUGCAUGAACUGCAUGUUUUGAAGUGGAAAAGUUGACUCAUAAUAGGGACACUAAAGUUAUUUUUAGUAAAACAUUGAACUUGGUAGUAUUGUUUGAUAAUGUAAUAGAUACAAUGCAAACAGUGUGACUAGAGAAGAUGUAUACAGUUUUAAACAUUUAAUCCCCCCCCUAUAAAUCAUAUAAACAGUAUUAUUUAGUAAAUGUUUAAACUUGUUCUUGAUCGGACAGUCUUAUGUUGGUAUGUACAGACUGUUUUUCUUUGAUCUGACUAACUCAUUUGCAUAUUGUUACAUCAUGUUGAUUGGAGGAUCAUGAAGCAUCAAAGAAAUUGCAACCGGGUCUUAAAUGAAUUUCUCUCAUUAGUUUGGCUUGUCAUAUGUUUCAAAAUGUUCAGAUUUGGACUGAUAUGUAUUGCUACAGACCUCUUGGAUUAUUGUUAUGAAAUGUGUUAAAACAACUUCACAACUAAAGAAACCAUCUCCAGAUACUGCUCUUGAUUGCAAGGAGGAAAGAAAACUGAUACUACAUUUGGUGUCAAGAUUUCUCCUCUCUUUAUUAAUUUCUUCUCUGUAUCAUAGCAAAUUAUGUUUAAGUGUAAUUAUGUUCACUUUGCAGCAUCCUUUUUUUCUUGUUUUUCAUUCAAGGCCUCAGUGAGGCUAUUAUAAAGCAAGAAGAGAGCAUGCAUUUAUUGGGAAUUAAAGUGUGGGUCAUAGUGAAUUUAGAUGCUACUGAUGUGUAAGAAGCAAAAAUAGGUUUGGAUGAAAUCAGUUGUAUCAAACACUCUUUUUAAAAAUAUCUGUAAAAUAGCUCAUUAUGUUUUCUAUAAUUUAUGUACUCGAUUUCAUAUCGGUCCACCUCACCCCAGACUCUUAAAUCUCUACAUAAACUUCUAUGUAAAGUUUAUGUUCAACUAUACUGUGUAUAAUUUAAUAUUCUUCCUGACACAGUGAAGCCAAUCUGUACAUAAAAACAGGCUUUCACAUACAGAUUGCCUGUUUAGAUGUGUUCCGAGGACACAAAAUACUAUUGCCUGGAUAAUGAUACCUAAUGUUCACAGGUAUAUGUAUGGCUUACUAAAUAAAUGGUUGGGUGUCAGGCUGACAAUCCCAAUCAUAAGACUGGGGGAGGACAUUACUACUACUACUACUACUACUACUAUGAAAAAGUAAUGGGUGUCAAAGCUGACCGUACCAACCACCUGUUUAGCAAAGGAGGUUCUCAUGUACUGGUGUGUGUAGCUAACAGUGCCAGCCUAAGCAGAGCUGCACCCUUCCAAAUCCACUGAUGUCAGUGGGCUUAGAAGGGAUCAACUCUGCUUAGGAUGGCACUGUAACACUAAAUUUGGCUACACUUGCAGUUUCAUUCUAAGCAAUCAUUUAAUUGGGAAUCUGUUGUUUUGGGAGUAAAGUUGCUAAAAGGAAAGCAUGACAGUUUUAAUUAAACAACUUCACACCUAGUGCUGCCCUAAAUUUCUACCUGAUGUCCUGAGCUUUUUAAUUGAAAUUCAAGAGCAAGUAGCAAAAAAAUGGUCAUGGUUAUCUCAUGUAUUUCAUAGGUCACUAUUAUUUGCACUAGGCCAAGAGAAAUGGAUGGUCUGGAACGUGAACCCUGAUAUUUUUACUUCAAGAGCUGUUAUGCAGACCAAAGACUGAGUUUCCAAAGGUAGAAGGAAAAGGGCACAGUUCCUUAGAGGAAGAAUCUCUGCUUGACAUUUUCUUCCACCUUAGAAUGUUUAUAUUCCAUCAGUUUUACAAAUAAAUGAUCUGCAGUUCAUUCUAUUCUCUUUUUGGCCCUCUUUAAUUAAAAAAAAUAAGAAGAUACCUUUGGACAAAACUAUUUGGUGACACGCAUCAGUGACUACUGAUUUUCAACUCUUUUUUCUGUUUUCUAGUGACCAUUUUACAGCUUUACAGUAUGUACACUCAGCAAUAAGUUUCACUGAGUUGAAUGAUGUGUUUCGGAUUUGCAGGUGAAUGUUAACAAUGCAUAUAUGAUAGCAUUACAGAAAAAACCCUACUUUUAGUUGUUUUUCUUAGCUGCUGCUUGAAAGAAGGAAAAGUAAACUAGUUAUGAAAUGUAUUAUAUUGUCAGCAUAAUAAUACUUCCUUUUCAAAUGGCAAAUUCAUUCAACAAAAUUCAUCCAGCACAUACACAGCUAUUAAAAAUCUUCGUAUAAGAAGACUCCUUCUUUACAUUACUUUAUACUAGUGGUAAUGAUGUUCUUUUUAGGAAUCUGCUACCAUAGCUCAUGGUAAUAGCAUAAAGAAUGGUAUACAAAAAGUUAAGGUCUGAGGAUUUUUAAAGAUACCUUGAAAUAGUAUUUUAAAAUUCAUAAUACUGCCUAGAAAUCCUGUACUGUGAGCUCAGUGUAUAUAUAGUUCAAUGAUCUACAGCAAUGUUAAAUAUAUUUUCUUAGAUUUUAUGAUUACUUCAUAAAAUAUUUUGAUAAAUAACAUAUAUAGAUGUGUGGGGUUUUUUUCAUUAUAUUUGCAGUAUCAUUCAGAUAUAUCAAAUUUAGAUUAACAGUAUCUGCUUCUUAAAAAAUGUAUUAAGGAAAUGAAGAAAGCCCACAAAGUAUCUUUUAUCAAACCCUCACGUUGGGUCUCAUUUAAAUUCUAUGCAUGGAAAUGUGGCUUCCCUGCUUUCCAACUGCAGCUUGGAAUGUCCCCCCAAAUGCUGCUCCUGGGGAUCAGGGGACUACGGAGGGGGGAGUUGAAGGGCUGCUGCAGCAGGGAAAGAAUCAGCUAAAAUUACUUCCCGGCCUUGUUCCUGUGGAAUCUUUUCCAUGGGAUCCAACCUUUUGUUCCACGUUUCCUUGACAUGAUAAAGUCUUAGUGGAUCAUCUAAGAAAUAGUGGCUUGUGGCUGUUCAUAUUUCAGCAGAAUCAAUCAGCAAAGCUAUUUUUGGACUACUGGUUUUGGCAGUGGAGAGGAUCUUUUUCAUGUUUGAAUGCUCUAACACUUUUAAAAAUAUCACUACAUGUAGAAAACAUGGUCAAAUUAGCCUCAUUCUUUAUAUAUUAGUCUUUCUUUUUAACUUCUUGAAUGCAGCCCAAAGUGAUUUCCAUAGUACAUGGAAAUAUAGUAUAGCCAGAUAAAGGGUGGAUCCCUCGUAGAAUUUGUGUGCGUGCAAGGAGGGGAAGUGAGUUUCUUCCCUCCUACAGUAUCCUCCCCAAAAUGUUGCUCCUGGGAGAUAGGAGAUCCCCCAGGAAUAGUUUGGGGGUGGUGGUGGAGGAAUUGGCUAAAAUCAAUACCACUCUGUGCCUGUAAAAAUUCUAGGUGGGAUCAACGCCAGAGCCUAAACACAGUAACACAGGAAGUUCCUGUCUGAAUACAGUUUUACGUAUGAAGCCUGAAGAAACACCUAGUCUUGACAGAAUAGGUAUAUCCUUUCUCCAACUGCAGCCAUAUUCUUCCAAGAACAAGGUAGCAGUAUACUAGUAGAAUCCUAAUAAGGGUCUCCACUGGUUGGUUUUAUUCCCAGCCUCUGGCAAUUUGUUUCUGCUGCACACAGAUUAAUCAGCAAGUAAAUAUGCUGUGCUCAUCUCCUUUAGUGAUGGUUGAAAUGGCUGUUUUCAUAUACAGCCAAAUUAUUAACAGCCUGAUUCCAAGAGUUCUUGUUUGGAAGAACAUUCAGUUUAAAUUAAUGGGGCUUCUGCAUCAAUAUAUCUAGAAUCAGGAUAUAAAGUAACUGAAAUUGAUUUGAGAGCUUUGUUAAAAGGUAUUAUAUAAAUCAUGUAUGAAUUGUAUGAGGGUAUAAAAUUCUAGGAAGAAUACCUGUUCAGUUUAAGAGCUAAGGCUUUUACAAAAUAACUCAUGUUUAAAAAAACAUGGAACCAUUAAAUAGGGUAUACGUUAGAAAGAAAACAUGACAGUCUCUUGCAUGGUGCUCGCUGACAUCUCUAUGUGUCUUGAUUACACCUGCAUGUUGCCUUGGCCUUUCAACUGUUGUUUUCCCUCUGCAGGUUCAAGGCAUCUCUGCUAUGUAUGUUUUUAAAGAAAGAGUUAGCUUAUUUGUUGAAAUUAAUGAAAAGGAAUGUCCAUUGCAGUUAUGAAAUAAAUCCUAC